GCCACUCAGCUGUAGAGCUAUGCUCUCAUUUCGGCUUUUGCGCGUAGUUCACUAUGGCGCAGGUGAGCGAUGGGUGGACCUGAGGGAGGAGGUCGAAGCCUACGUAAAGAAAAUGAACGAGACGUACAAAGGUCGCAUCUCGACAUGGGGUAUGACAGAAGAUUACGCAUAUUGGAAAUAUCAUCGUCCAAUAAGAGGACCUCCCGUGAGUGGCGAAAUAGACUGGUCUGAGUACGCCAAAUGCGAUGGAGUCGACACGUUGAGAGAACGAGAAACGGAUUGUGCUGGACGUUUCACGUGGAAUAUUCGGAAAGGCAUAAAGACACCAUUUUAUCUUGAAGAAUUAACUCUGCUUCCAGCACUGUACAAAGGAGUAUAUGUCAAGGCAGUUAGACUAAAUGUCAGUGGUCUUAGCAAACAUUCAGAAGAGAAGACGUGGGGUCACUCAUCCUCUCAAACCAAGCGAGCCUUCUUUCAGAUCUGCGCAUUCAGCCUGAAGAUCGACUUCGAUGGAUAUUUUGUGUACGACCUGUCAAACUUUCAUAAAGGCCAUUUCCGGUGGAUUGUUGAGAGCAUCACUAAACUCCAAGACAAGUCCAAAGGUCUUGUAGCAAAAGACGGGAAGCUGACGUACUUUGCGCGAGGCAGAUAUACCAAGCGAAUAACUUGUGAUGAUUGCGUGAAAAGCGGGAAAGUAGACUGAGUAUGUAUUUUCAAAUAACGCUCUCUAACGCGAGAAAUAUGGUGCUACUACAACUGCUGUUGAAAAAAAAAAUAUCUGUGUAAUGAUGUGGCAGUGAUCUGUCGCAUAUUAUUGUGCAUAGCGUAGGAAUGAAAUA
This is a messenger RNA of Dermacentor andersoni, 839 nucleotides long. Lineage: Eukaryota; Metazoa; Arthropoda; Arachnida; Ixodida; Ixodidae. The record is from RefSeq and is a predicted model, not a curated record.